Messenger RNA from Magallana angulata, 3546 nucleotides. RefSeq names its product von Willebrand factor D and EGF domain-containing protein-like. Bases 9 to 2963 code for a protein of 984 amino acids. The transcript is spliced from 19 exons. NCBI's taxonomy places the organism in Eukaryota, Metazoa, Mollusca, Bivalvia, Ostreida, Ostreidae. The record is from RefSeq and is a predicted model, not a curated record.
AUCACUGCAUGUUUACCUGCGCAUGUACAAAUCAUGCCAAAUGCAAAAUUAUAACAAUAAACGACAGCAUAGAAGAUAUGGAGUGUUUGUGGUAUCUGUGUAUUUUUUCUCUGUGUGCAAUUGUACACUGUGCAGAUCCAGAUGAUCCCUGCAAAACGACAUAUAUUCUCAAGGGUAUGGACCAAAGAUUUAAAGAAAAUUAUGUUAACGACCCAUCUCUCUGGCUAUGUGACCGGUACAGGCUUGGGAACGGACGCUGGGUCAGGGUAGAAGGACAGGACUUGUUACAGACAGAACCGAAAACAAAUGAAUGGUGUGGGACUCGCUAUCCAAUUUGGAUGAGAGGGCCUCCUCCUGAGACCGAUGGUGAGGAACUUGUGAAGGACGCAUGCGUCAUGGGACUGAAGGGACCGUGCACCCAAACACUGCCGAUCAAGAUCAAGAAGUGUGCUGGUUACAACGUAUAUUACUUGACUCCCCCAACAAGCUGCUACACGGCGUACUGUUUCCAAUAUUCCGCUGAAGGUCCUGUACCCACUGAAGUCGUAGAAAAGCCAGUGGUGCGCUACGAUUUAGAAAAAUCAAACUCAACUGGUCAAAAACUGAAAUUCAUUUGUGCCUUUACUGCCAAAGACAUCUAUUACUAUCAGGUAGUAUGGUAUAUAGAAGACACGCCUGUUGUGAUAAAAGAUGCCGUCAAAAAGGAGUCCAUAAGAAAUACAGAUCUAGGUUAUGACGAUAAAGAUACAACAAAAGGAUAUCAAAAGCUUGGAAUUAACAUCAAGUGCGCUGUGCGAUUAAAACAGAAUCCUAAAGGUGCCCCAGGACCUCUCUCCCCGCUAAGUGAAAAUUUCUUUGCUGGUAUCCAAGUUACAUCCACAAGGGUUACUCUUACAAGGGAGGAAACACAAGGGAAUAUCAACGUUAUGUCAACAGUUCCUUUAGGUUGUGUCAUCCAGUCAGAUGGCAGUGCCGAUCCUAACUGUUUUUUAGAUAUUGAGAUGAAUGUUCCGAGAGAUCCAAAGAAAUGCGAACCAGUCAUAACAGGUGUCGAAAUCAAGAACGGAGAAGGAGUGAAUUGUGGAUUAAGAAUUUUUCAUACAGAUUGGCAAAUGGAAAAUUCUGUAAACAUUUCAUUUAAGGACAAAAUGGAAUACAACCUGAAACGCCCAGAUGGUUCAUUCCGAAUAGGAAUGAUAAUUGGAGGAAAAAAAGAAAGCCCAGAGUGGAGUGGUAUAAAACUCCAGGACGUUUAUGUUCAUAUUGAAGAUAGUUCAGAUAUCUGGCAAGGAAAAAGCUGUUCCGCUGUUAAUGAUCCACAUAUGCGUACAUUCGAUGGAAGACCGUACGAAAAUCAAAACAAAGGAGGAUAUGUUCUAUACUGGGGAAAGAAAGAAGGUUUUCCAAUGGAGGUUCAGAUCGAAACAACAGAAUGUAUUCUAGGUUGGAACAGGAAUCCUUACUGUGUCUGCGCUGUAGUCGUACGGGCGGGGGCGGACGUGUUCGUCAUUGAUCGAUGUCCAAAUAAACCCAUACGGAUUAAGUACCUCACCUGUAAAGAGAACCUUUUGGACGCUCGUAAAGAAACAGAGAUGGAAUAUAAAAUAUACUUCCCGAGCGGUACAUACGUUCACGCGCUGUUACAGGAUUACCCCAAAGUACGGACGAUAAACGUACACGUUUAUCCGUCCAAAUCCGACCACGACCGGACAGGCGGACUGUGUGGAACUCUGAACGGAAACACGGCUGAUGAUUUCAUGGACAGGGACGGAAAUUUACUGAAUGGAGAAACGGGAUUUAAUGAAUAUUGGAGACUGGAAGAAGAAGAGUUUCUUUUGAACAUGAGUGACAACCAGUUGAAUAAUUUACCUCACUGGAAGAACGAUGUAGUGUAUUGUAUAUGUCCUUAUAAGGAAGUCCAGAACGAUACACCGAAACCAAUCGGCGAAUGUUCCCGUAAUGCCAUUGUGAAAUGUGCCAAGGAAGACACUCCAGCACUCAACAAGAACAACUGUCUAAUCCGGUCUAAACGAUCUGCUGUUAAACCGUUCUCCUAUAAAAUGUUCCAGAGACAGGACAUUAAACUCACAGACAUUGACGAGAUACCAGUACAUUUACCAAGGCUGAGGCGAGAAACGGGGGUCAAUUGGACGCAGAAAAUAGCGAGAGAUUUUUGCAAUAACUUCAUUAAAAACUCUCAGACUUACAAAGCUUGCAAUAAAGUUCCAAGCGUAUCUUCCGAUUUUCUCAUUGAAGACUGUGUGCUGGAUAUUAUGAUGACUAAUUCCACGGUUUGGGCAGCAGGCAGUCGAGAGGCCCUAAGGACAACUUGUAUGAAAGAACUUUCACAAAACACUACACUAAAAGAAGAUUCGGAAGAUGGAAAGCCAUCAAUAGCUGAACAAAUAAAAAAAGUUGUCUGUUUAAAUGAAUGCAGUGACAAUGGCGUCUGUAUCAAUGGAACUUGUGAAUGCGAUGAAGGUUUUGGGGCCAAGGAUUGUUCCAUGGACCUGAACAAACCCCCAGUAGUGUAUGGGGUGAACAUUGAAGAGGGAGGGCUUUGUGAUAAAAGAACCUGCCAGAGGGCCCUGGUGGAAGGCUACGGGUUUCUUGAUAUGGACACCCUCAAGUGUUUGCUGACAGUUUUCCAUGUUACAGAAAACAAGACAACAGUUGGUGACGUCUUGGAGUAUGUAGUUCAAGCUGAACACGACAGUAUAGCCGAGGUUUUCUGUCCCCUGGGACCGGCCAGGAGAAGACGCUCUGUUCCCCGGGGGUUCGUACAGGGAAUCACCCUCUCCGUGACCAACAACGGUCGUAACUUCAGCACGCAUCACACCAUCUAUGUGUUGGACGGGGUCUGUCAGGACACGGUCAAUGUGUCCGGGGAUAUCCAGUUCACUCUCAGGGUAGGAUAUUGUUACAUCAAUGGAAAAUGCUAUGGUGAGGGCAGUAUCCAUUAAACUGAGGAAUGCAUAGCUUGUAUCACCGGAAAGAGUACCAAAGAAUGGAGCAAAGUAGAUGGAUGUGGAUUAGUGACGGAGGCCGUUGAUGACAAACUGGAAGUAAAUGGAAAUCUCAAACCAACAGGAGACAGUUUUCCGACAACCAUUGUGGUCACAGUUCUAGUGAGUUUUCUGGUGCUGGCGGCCUUGGCAACAUCUGUGGUCCUAUACUUCAAGAUGAAACGCUCGGCCAGCUUUUCAUUAAAAUCAGAAGCCUACAAGAACAUGGAAAAUAGAUAUUAAAAAGUACCUUUAAAGUUUGUACCAUCUAUUGUGUACUGUGUGUGAUAAGUGACGCGUUUCUGUAAUCGCUGAACUCUUCGUGUAAACCAUACCCUCGUUCUUUUAUUAAAAUCGUGUACUCAAGUAUUCAAUAACAUAUAGAUAUGCAGAUAGAUUUUUGUUUUUGUAUUGGAUUUACGUGUUCCAUUAUUGAUUACUCAAACUAAUAUGUACAAUUAAAGUAAAGGUAUAUUACGUUUAUAUAAGUGUGUUUAACUAGAAUGCUACCCAUGUGUUGUUAUAUUUUUGCUAACAUAUA